Sus scrofa (pig) is the source of this 14575-nucleotide messenger RNA. RefSeq names its product N-acetylated alpha-linked acidic dipeptidase like 2 (gene NAALADL2). The record is from RefSeq and is a predicted model, not a curated record. Lineage: Eukaryota; Metazoa; Chordata; Mammalia; Artiodactyla; Suidae.
UGGAUCCUUAACCCACUGAACGAGGCCAGGGAUCGAACCCACAACCUCAUGUUUCCUAGUCGGAUUCAUUAACCACUGAGCCACGAUGGGAACUCCAGAAAGUAUAUCUCUUUCAAUGCUUACUAAUACAUGCAUCAGUUAUUCAUAGAAUAACCCCUUAAUUAGUACCACUGGCCAUAUUAUUCCCUGAUAUUGAAAUAGUAUGAUAGCUAUCAAAAUAGCAAUGAAUUUAAAUAAUGGCUAAGACUUAUUUACGGAAUAAUAAAUGCAUUACAGAAAUUAGGCUUCUGAAUUGUACCUGGUAAAUACUUAGAAUACCAUUGGCUAAUCAGCUACUGAAAGGGCAUGUGUAAUGUUAACUAAGGUAGUUCAAGCUUUGGACAUGGACAUGUUCCAAUAUUAAAAUUAUUGCCAAACUGAUAUUCUUAUAUACAACCUUUUGCUUUUAGGUCAUUGAAUUUUGCAGGAGGAUGCAAGAAUGCUUUCUCUCUCAAAUGGAGAACUUCUCUAAUUUAAUUACCUUUCAUUGAUGUGCCAGAUAGGUAGAUUUGAAAAACAUAAAAAUAGCAAAUUAGCUGUUAGUUCAGAAGUCAGCUUUAACCAGAGGAUCAAGUACCUAUUAAAAGAAAUAUGAAUUAUUCUUCCAGUUCACUGCCCUGCCCUACAUCUAAAAUAUAUAAUAUACAUAAAUGUCAACUUGGAGCUCAGUUCAGUUCAGCAUCCAUGUGUUGACCAGCUUUUAUGAACCACCUUCUUUGUUAGGCUCUGGAGACUGAAAGGUAAAUACGACAUGAAUCCUGCCCUCGAUAACCAUUCAGUUCAUCUGUGGAAGAUAGAUCAGUAAGCACAGGAUGGUACCACAGUAGAAGUAUAGGCAAGCCUAUCCAUAAUCUAAAUGUUCCAUAGGAUCUUUUUGGAGGCCUUGCUAAGAUUCCAUAGAUCAGGAGUUGGCAACCUUUUUUUCUGUGGGGCUAGAUAGUAAACAUUUUCAGCUUUGCCAGAUAUGCAGCCUCCGUCACAACUACUUAACUCUCCCAUAAUAGCUCAAUAACAGACAUAUACAAUAUUUAAAGGAAAGCAUCUGAGUCAUCUCUAAACCUCUGGUAGAAAUAGUCAUGCUAGACUAGUACCUACUGCUAGAGUAGUACUUUUAACCUCUGUAUCCUUCUCACCACAAUUAUUUCCUUUAUUUUUUCCCCCUCCUUUUUUUGUUUUCUUCUUAUUCUUUUUUUCUUUCCUGUCUUGAGUUGAAUCCUGACUCCAUAAUUAUAAUCAGUUAUACUUAGAGCAUGACCAUAACAAAGAGAUCUUAGUCCCUUAUUUCAUAAGAACUUUCAAUAUUAGUAUGUUACACUUUAAAACCUUUUUUUUUUUUUUUUGUAUGUGGUCCAUGCUCAAUUACAUUAUAACUCAUUUAAUCCUUAAAACUAGCCUGUGAGGUAGGUAUCAUUUAAAUUUCACAUAUAAGGAAAGUAAGCUUGGAAAAGAGAAGUGAUUUGCUCAAGACUAUUCAGCCUGCAGAACCUGGGAAACACAUGUUUAAUGCACUUGUCACAGUCAUGACCUUUAACACACCACAGCAUGCAUAGAAAACUCCAGUCCUAUUUAUGGAAUCAAUAGCUAGCAUGACCAGUUAACUUGUCCUGAUUUGUCAGGGGCCCAGGGAAUUCCCCAGAGAGGAGACUUUCAGGCUAAAACUGGGAGAGUUCUCGGCAAACUAGAAUAGUUUGAUCACCAUCAAUAAAUAGCCCCAGCUCUAAUUUCAGUGCCUCUUAAACUUGAAUGUGCCUAAGAAUCAUCUAGAGAUAUUGCUAUCAGAUUCUGAUUGCAUAGACUUGGAUUAGGCCUGGGAAUUGGCAUUUUUAACAAGCUCCUCUGAAUAAUGAGGUAUUCUUGUCCGAUCUCAGGGCUGAUCCAGACCUCAUCAGUCACAAUCUGCUUUUUCACAGGAUUCCCCAGGUGAUUCACACAUUCAAGUUUAAAAAGCUCAGUUCCUCUAGUCCACUUGUGAUUGGGAUAAAAUAAUCUCUACCUGUGUGUACUUUUCCUGGUUUUAGUGAGCCUUCCUGAAUACAGCACAACUCUUUUCACUAAUUUGCCUUUUUCCACCUUGCUAGGAGGUCAGACAUCUCUUUCUUAUACAUUUACCUAAUGGCUCACUCCUUAUUUUUCCUAAUAUCCUAUAACUUUCUUGACCCCACAUAUUUGAGCUCAAUAUUGGGUGUUUGUUUCUGCAGCUGUUAUUCCACAAAAAGACAAUUAUUCCACUUGAAGAUUUCAGCUUUUCAGCAUCAAAUAGAGCCUUAGAGUCAUUUACUUUCAACUACAAAACUGUCCAUGAGAAUGUAGUCUGUAAGAUUGUAAAAACAGUAAAUUAUUGUCUCAAAAUAUCCCCUGUGGCACCCACCAAAAAAAAAAAAAAAAAAUUAUUUGCAGUGGGCACUUCCUCUUGCCAUUAUUUCACUAUAAUGGAAGGUUAUAGAAAUUAUACUGACAGUGAUUUCUAUGUUUUUACUAUAGGUUAGGCAUUGUUCUAAGUAAUUACAUUUUAUGAUGUGCUCUUUUUACCCUGAUUAUCAAGUAUAUCUACUGAGCAGAAAAACGCUAGUAACUUGUCCAAAAUCAAAGAGCUAGUCGUAAGUGGUCAAGUCAGAAAUAGGGGCCAGGAAGUUCAUUCAGGUCCAGUGUAAAUGACUUUGACCUGUACACUAUGUGUUGACUAUAUUUCAGCCCCAUGAGUGUUUCUUUCAUAGCACUGACCACAAUUUAUAAUUAUCUAUUUUAAUUUUCACUUUCAAUCUGCCUUUUGGAUUUAACCCCCUUGUGAAAGGGAUCAUCUUUGUUUGGCUCCCCAUUACAUUUCUCAAGUUCCUGACAUAUACUAGGUACUCAGUAAAUACUUUUUAAAUGAGUGAAUAAACAACAAAAUAGUAUAAGAUUUGUACUCUAUAUACAUGCAAAGUAUAAAGUACUACAGAAGAGAGAAAGAUUAAGUCACCCUGGGAGAACUGGAAUCUCCGAAAACACUUCUGCCUGAGAAAUGUUGUAACUUUGGAAACUAGGUUGAUACUUUCACAGCAUCUAUUAUUGGUCAAACUUCCACUUGAGACAAUUACAGCUCUCCAUGUUAGUAAUAAGCUGGAAAAGGCUUUUCAAGAAAUUAUAUACUAAACAACAAGGUCUCAUUUUAUAGCACAGGGAAAAGAAUGUGAAAAAGAAUAUAUAUACGUAAAACUGAAUCACUUCGUUGUACACCAGGAACUAACACAACAUUGAAAAUCAACCAUACUUCAAUAAAAAAGAAAGAAAAAUGUUAUAGACAUACAUCUAUUUAAAAUUUGGUGUACAUGUAUUUCAUUUUAUUGUAGGUUUAAGAAGUCAAAACACAAUCAUCUGUCAUAUUCACUGGGGAUUGGUUCUAGGACCUCCAUGGAAACCAAAAUCUAUGGUUGCUCAAGUCCCUUCUGUAAAAAAGCAAAGUACAGUCAGCCCUUGGUGUCCUCAGGUUCUGUGUUUGAGGUUGGUUGAAACCAUACCUAUGGAACCUGUAACUACUGAAGGCCAACUAUGAUCAUUUUUUCUUUGCUGUUAAAGAAGUCGAUGGGCUUAUUUGGAAAUAGUGCCGCUGCCAUAAGUCAUCUUCAGAAUAUUUAAAAAAUCACGCUUCCUAAGUUAAUUGGUAAGAUGUAACAGCAUUUGGCUUAAAGCAGUAAACUGAGUUUGCAAUACACCUUGAAAUAUCUACCGUGGUUAAGAUGAGCUGUGUAAUAGCCUUAAAUACUUACUACUGCUCUGACUCGAAAUCCUGUGAUUCCAGCUUGCCAGGCUUCCUGCUUGUUAUCACCUCUUUAUCUUUACUUACUACAGUUCCCACCUGGAAUGCCUUUCCCUUUGAUUAGGCCUAUUUGAAACUGAAGCUUUUUAAACCUACCCACAAUCCUCCAGUGCUAAGGAGCUUUCCAGGAGGACGCCAGCACCCUGACUCUUGCCUUCUCUGCCCUCUGGUACUUAUGCCUCUGACAGAAUCUUUGAUAAUUCAUUUUGUGGGGUAAAAAGAUGGCCUAUCAGAAGGUCAAUGCAGAUCAAAGAGCUCCAGGCCAUUCACAGUAUUUAGACAAUGAUGACCUUCAAGCCACUGCCCUUGACUUAGAGUGGGACAUGGAGAAAGAACUAGAGGAGCCUGGUUUUGACCAGUUCCAGCUAGAUAGUGCUGAGAAUCAGAACCUGGAGCAUGCAGAGACUGCGGACCUCAAUCUUGACUCCAUUCAACCAGCAACUUCUCCCAAAGGAAGGUUUCAGCGACUCCAAGAAGAGUCUGAUUACAUUACCCAUUAUGCAAGAUCUGCACCAAAGAGCAACCCCUGCAACUUUUGCCGCCUUUUAAAAAUAUUUUGCACAGCAAUCAUUUUAUUUAUUUUUGGAAUUUUGAUAGGCUAUUAUGCACAUAAAAAUUGCCCUUCAAAUGCUACAUCUUCAGGAACACUUGAUCUUCAGUUAUACCAAGAGAUUCUCAAGACAAUCCAAGCAGAAGAUAUUAAGAAGUCUUUCAGAAAUUUGAUACAACUGUACAAAAGUGAAGAUGACAUGGAAAUUUCAAAGAAGAUUAAGAUUCAGUGGACUUCUUUGGGUCUAGAAGAUGUACAGUUUGUAAAUUACUCUGUGUUGCUGAACCUGCCAGGCCCUGCUCCCAGCUCUGUGACUCUGAGCAGCAGCGGCCAGUGCUUCCAUCCUGAUGGCCAGCCUUGCAGCGAAGAAGCCAGAAAACACAGCAGCCAAGAUCUGCUCUACUCAUAUGCAGCCUAUUCUGCCAAAGGAACUCUCAAGGCUGAAGUCAUUGAUGUGAGUUAUGGAAAUGCAGAUGAUUUAAAGAGGAUUAAAAAAAUGAAAAAUGUAACAAAUCGGAUUGCACUCCUGAAAUUAGGAAGAUUGCCUCUACUUUAUAAGCUUUCUUUACUGGAGAAGGCUGGAUUUGGAGGUGUUCUUCUGUAUAUUGAUCCUUGCGACUUACCAAAGACUACAAAUCUUAGCUAUGAUACCUUCAUGGUGUCACUGAAUCCAGGAGGGGACCCUUCUACACCUGGAUAUCCAAGUAUUGAUGGAAGCUUUAGGCAAAACCGAUCAAACCUCACCUCUCUACUAGUACAGCCCGUCUCAGCAUCUCUCAUUGCAAAACUUAUCUCUUCACCGAAAGCUACAACUACAAACAAUGCCUGUACCCCUCUAGAACUUCCGAAUAAUGAGGAAAGAAUUGUCAACAUGCAAAUUCAAACAGUCACAAAAUUCAAAACAGUCACUAAUGUUGUUGGAUAUUUAAAAGGCUUGACAUCUCCAGACCGUUAUAUCCUAGUUGGCAGCCGUCAUCAUACCGCAUACAGUUAUAAUGGGCAAGAAUGGGCCAGUAGCACUGCCAUCAUCACCGCUUUUAUCCGGGCCUUGAUGUUAAGAGUUAAGAGAGGAUGGAGACCCGACCGCACUAUUGUUUUCUGUUCAUGGGGAGGAACAGCUUUUGGAAAUAUUGGCUCAUAUGAAUGGGGAGAGGAUUUCAAGAAGGUUCUGCAGAGAAAUGUUGUGGCUUAUGUUAGUCUCCACAGUCCCAUAAGGGGUAACUCAAGUCUCUAUUCUGUAGCUUCACCGUCUCUUCAGCAACUGGUAGCUGAGCCUCCAUAUGACCUCCAUUGCAAUUGGGAGAAAGCUGAUGAUCCAUCCAUUUCAACCCCUCCUGCCCCAAAAAAUAAUUUCAACUGUUCCAGAAGAGGUCAGUGCCCAGAAACCAAUGUCAGUUCUGUACAGAUGCAGGAUGAUGCCGAUUAUUUCAUCAACCAUCUUGGAAUUCCCACCGUGAGGUUUUCUUAUGAGGACUCCCAAUUAUCAGAGGGUCCAAGUUUUCUCUUCGAGGCCCUUUUCCCCAAACAUACAACAAAAAUUGAAGAACUGGAUCCUUUUUUCAACCUUCAUGAAACCAUUACCAAGCUCUCAGGAGAGGUGAUUUUGCAAAUUGCCAACGAACCAGUUCUGCCAUUUAAUGCUCUCGAUAUAGCUUUAGAAGUUCAAAACAGCCUUAAAGGUGAUCAGCCCAACACUCCUCAACUGCUGGCCCCAGCCUCACGCCUGCGGGAGAGCACUGAACUCUUUCAGUCAGAUGAGAUGCGUCCUGCUAAUGAUCCCAAGGAGAGAGCUCCCAUCCGUGUGCGGAUGCUGAAUGACAUUCUCCAAGACAUGGAGAAGAGCUUCCUGGUGCAGCAUGCACCACCAGGAUUUUAUAGAAAUAUCCUGUACCACCUCGAUGGGAAGACAAGCCAGUUUUCAAUACUCCUGGAGGCCUGGGAACACUGCAAGUCGCUUGCAUCAAAUGAGACCCUUCAAGAAGCCCUGUCAGAGGUGUUGAACAGCAUUAAUGCAGCUCAGGUUUACUUCAAAGCAGGACUUGACGUGUUCGAGAGUAUCUUAGUUGGAAAGAAUUGAGAAAACUCUCAGCAUUUUAAAAAGUUUGUUUACAAUUCCUCAAGUGAAAGCUCUAAUCUGACCAGAUUUUCUGACAUUGAAGACUUUUCUCCCCAAUAGCUUUUUAUAGAAGUAUAAAGCUAUUCUUUGUAUUUUUUUAAUGUACAUAUAAAAAGAGCAUUUUGCACAAUUUUUCUUUUAUCUACAUUUCCAAUGAUCUAAAAGUGAGUUAUUGAAAUAAUACUAAGAUUUAUCUAUGAAAAAGAAAUCUGCUGUAUUUUUAUAUGUAGAGUAUUUGGGGGAAAAUUUUCCUAGAAAUUCUGGAGAAUUUCUGCUCCUAUGGAUAAAACAUGUGGGAACAGAAAUGAUUAGAGCUUUAAUGACCUAGUUUCUAUAAUAGAAAUCAACAGUGAAUAUGGUUUCAGAUUAACUUCACUUUUAAGUAUUCAAUAUGAAGAACAGGUAUUCUGAUCAAGUGAUUGGUUGACCAAAACCACUCUGAAUGUGUCUAUUUUGUGAAAUGAAGUGCCUGUUUGUAACACAACUAGAUAUAGUAAUACACUGGUUAUGAAAUUGUGUUUUUUUAGGUAUUAAUGGAAAAAAAAAAAAAAAGAGCCAUAAACAUUCCAGGGGGAAAAAUCUCAAGGUAGCUGCACAGAGCAAUUUAAAUGUAAAUUUUUUUUCUAAGAACUUAUAAGGUGACUAGCUUUGAAACCCCUAAUUUGUCUCAGUUGAUUUUGUAAAAUUUUCAGGAGUGAUGUAUGUGUUAUGAGGGAGAAAAUAUUUCUUUCUUCCUGUGUUUCCGUUGGAAGCCCUGAAAUAGAUCUACUCUAAAAUGAAAGCAUCUCGCAUUGCUCUUCUUUAGUAUAUCUUGUCUGAAACUCCUUGCUGCAAGGCGGUUUUCAUAGAAUACCAUAUAAUUUCCACAGGAAAGUAGCAAAGUUUCUCUUUGAAAACCCAAAAUACCUUAAAAAUCAUCAAAUUCCUAUUUCUGACACUAACAAGAAGGACUUAUCAUGAACAAAAUAGUUGUUUUGAUCAACAAAACCUCCUUAUAUCUAUGAAGAAACUUUUGAUGUUUUUUUCCCUUCUUCAUCCUUAAUUGUGAAUAAGAUGACCCAUAGAAAUAUUCAUGCUUCUACUUUUAUGCAGAAAAUAUGCUGUUACUAGAAGAGCAUGUCUUUGUCAUGCUUCAGUUCUCUCAUGUUGAAAAUGAGGCUUUUCAUAUGACACUGUCAUUGAAUGGACUUGUUUCCCGAAACCACAGUAUUCUAUUAGUUGACAGUUUAAACUUUUCGCUUACCUUUAGAAAUUGAUUUGGUAUUGGAUAAAGCAAUUCCCCUUAGGAAACAUAUCCUCAGAAUAUUUCAUGUGAAUCAUUUCUCUAAUACACGUCCCCAGCAUAUACCUCCAGAGUGACUUCACAGACAGUGCCUAUAGGUCUGAAUCUUUGCUUUUUUAUGAAUGAACAUAAACCUAACCUUAGUUUAAAGAAAAACUAAAGUUAAAGGGGAAGAAUUAAUCAGCAUUGAUUUAUAAGGGUCAGCUCUCCCUACCAUAAGUAAUGUUUAUAUGCUUAAGACAAAGAAGAGAAUUGGAGCACUUAGCUAAAUAAUUCAAGCAGAAAUCCAUUUUCAUCAGAAUUGCCUGUGUGCACAUAUUUUACAUAAGAAAUGCAACUAUCUUGCAAUGUAUAUUUCUUACCCAAUAUACUUGUCUGAAAAGAUUUGCUAUGUUGAGGAGUGUCUACAGGAAGGGGCUGAGAACCAAGCUCCUGCCUUUCUCAAAAUCAGUGCCCUCUUGCUGCACAGAAAACAAAUGGGAGGAAUACGCAUAUAGAUACAUGUCAGAUCAAAUAAUAGAAUCCUUUAUACCGAAGGAUCUAACAUAUUGAAUCGAGGUUCAGUGUGAUCUUCAUUUGGAGUCAAAUUUAAAACAAAGACAAAUAAUUAUCGGUUUGGAAGUUCAUCAUUUUAGAACAAAAUCCUAAGUAAACUCACUUCCUUAAUCUGUCAAAGCAUUGAGUGCACAAAAUACUUGUUUGGGCACUUUUGUUUAAAGAUUGUAUACUUAUCUAAACCAUAUUGAACAGUUUAAAAUCUCAACAUUCUCUAAUUUGUUUUUCUUCUAGAUUAUAGGGUAUUUGCUAUUUGAAAACUGAAAAUAGAUAACCAUAGUUUAACAUAUUUUUAUUCAUCUAUUUAAGAGAUUAUGAAAAGAAACAAAAUUAAAACAGAUGCCCACCAAUUCUAUAAAUGCUGUACUAGGUCUUUGCAAUAAACCUCUGAGCUAGGAACAUUACUGCUAUGGGGUGAUUACCUCGGGGUCUUGUCAAAUUUGUAUCAUUUUAAUUUUCCCUAAUAGAUCCAAGUAAAUAAAAUCCUAUGCAAGUUAAUAACAAGUGCUUUUUGGUGAAUUGGUAGUAGGAUUACAUUGUUGCUGGGCUAUGUGGGUGCCUGGUACGUCUCGCAAUUCUUCAUACAUAGUAUACCAAGACAUAAUGAAUCAUAAAUGGCCAUCCUCCCAAGAAAAGGUGGCUGAUGUACACCACUGCAAUUUGUGCUCACAUGGGGUUCCCAUGGGAUACUGCCCUUUGUGAAGAGUACAGAUUCCAGAGGCAAAAGGAAGCCAAGAUAUUCUGGACUAAACCCUACAAUGUUACCUUUGGCCAGGAAAGCAUCACCAUCCUCAUCAGAUAGAGUAACUGAAGAUAAAGUGAUUAAGAAAUGGGGUAGAGUCACAUAUUCAAAUAGAAAGAAUGCUGCUAGGAUUUAAGCUUCUCUGCUUUCUCAUGUAGUAUAUCUGGCUCUGGUUCUGAGUUACAGGGUUAUAAAUGAUAUUUUCCACUUACAUUCUAUGUAACCAGCCAUUCUGCCAAAUGCUGUAUGGACUAGAUUCACUGCUUUUUAAACUAAGGAUUAGUUCAUUCUCUCACUAUACCUCAAAAACAAACCGUCUCAGAGAUUCUAUGCAAAGAGCACAAAGACUAAGUACUUGCAGGGGAUGGUGAAAAUCUAUACACAACACCAGUGGUCAUGAAGGAGGGCAAUGAAAAUUCUUUUAUGAAAGGACAUUUUAGCCCUAUAUGAAGUCAGCAAUCUAAAGAAGUAUUUCUCACAAUGUAGAUUUGGGGGAAGGAAACCUAGGAAUCUUCAUCUUCAGCAAGAUUUCCUAGACAAUCCUUAUGCACACUGAAGUUUAAGAAUGUCCUCCUCUGCAUUAAUCCUGAGUCCUGAGAAAACAUUACUUGAUGAUAUAUCUAAAGAAACUGAGGGCUCACAGUAAUAAGCGAUACCUACAUCUGUGCUAUUAAUGGCACCAUUAAAAAGAGAGGGAGUGUAUGUAAGCAUUGCAUCUUUCAAAAAUGGACACAGAUACAACUAACAAAGACUUUUUAAUGUCUUUGUUCUAAUUGAAUCCUCAUGACAACUCAUUUUAAAAAAUAAAGAAACUUGGUUGAAUGAUUUGUCCAAAGUUCCACAGCUAGUAAAAUACGUUGAGAUAUGUGUCUCUGCUGGGCCCUCUGAGGUCCAGACCAGUGUUUUUCAUGCUGGAUGGUACAGGAAGUUAAAAAUCUUUUGGUUAUAAGAAGCGAUAUAAUUUGAAACUUUUAAUGCAUUUCCACAGAACUGAUCAGACUAUAUCAUCAGCCACUUUGCUGGUUUAAUGGAGGAGUAUGAAGAAACCAAAUUCCUCUUACUGAUUGUCUCCUCAAUAAUGGUGUGUACAUACAGAUAAACCAGAAGAUAUCUAUAAUACAUUAAGAGUAAGGGCACCAUUGUAGAAUAUCAUGACAACCAGAUGUAAAAUUAUAACAGACCAGAAGCUACAUCUCUUGCAAUUUCCUCCUCAAAAUACCUGUGUAAUUUCACUGGAAAAAUAAAAAGAACAGGUGCUAGGGUCUACAAGUAGUUUCAUAUCAUCCUUAAAACUCAGAAUAACUAAUUGACUUUUUAAAAUUAGAUAAAUAUAGUAUACAGUGGGUUUCCCCAUUGCAAAGAUAGGUGUUAUAGAAAUAAAGUAACUUAUUACCAUCUGUCCAGGGAGGAAUCAGCAUCUCUGCUGCAAAUGAAAAACUCUAUUUUCAUAGUUCAUAGAUCUAGCCAAAAAUUUUCUCAUUAGACAUUUUGUGAUAUGAAUAAUUAAUUACUCCAAAAAUUAAACUCUCUCUGAAGGUAGCACAUUAUCAUCUUAUUGGUUUAAAGGAUUGUUUAACUGUGCCUUAGCCACACAUUCUCUCAAUAGAAAGGAAUUAUAUUUUAAACUGCCACUCCUUGUGUUGAGCAGAAGGGAAAUUUGUCUAGGAGCGUGCACACAACCCAGGAGAAAAAAAAUAAUGUGAUCUUUGAACAAAGAAAUAUUCUAUCAGCACUAGUGAAUCUGCAUUUCUUGCCUAAGUAUAAAUUGCUUGCUUAGAAAAAGCCUCAUUAGAAUCUACUAUUCAAAAAGAUCUUAAAAUUCUCAGGGUUUUAAACAUCCCAUUAAGUGUAAAUACUUCUCAGUUAAGUGAGUUUGCAGUUUAGAAUUUCUUGAGGUAUAUUUAAAAGAGAAGUUGCAAAAGAAAAAUUUAAAAUGUAGCCAUUUUUGGUCACUACCAGGUCCCUUCAAGUUUUUGUUUUUUUCUUUCUAGAUACACUCUAGCAGUGGGAUUAGGAGUUUUUUUGUUUGUUUUCACCCUGAGAAUUUUAAGAUCUACUCAUCUCAAUAUACAUUUAUCCGUUAAUCAGCCAGAAUUUUAUUUCCAUAAUACUUUUCCAUUAUCCUCCAAAAAUGUACACUGAUGCAUACACAGAUGUACCUGCUUUAGCAUUCCUGGAACCACCAAGAAUCUUGAAAACUUGCUGAUUAUGAGAUACUAUAUUUCUUAAAAUACAUUUAUAGUUUCAUAUUCAGAUUGUAUCUGAAUUUACAAGGCAAAAGGAUUACAUUGAGACCCUUUCAGGUAGCAUUCAAGAAAAAGCUGCUUCACAUCUUAACGUAUUCUGGUCAGAUUAUUUUGUGUCUGAAUUAUAUAGUGACAUAGUUUUCUGUAACCAAAACAGUAAUUUUGAUGUUUUUAGCCAAAGUAAAAAAAAAUUGAGGCCAAAGAAAUACAUAGCCAGUCUAAUUUCUUAAGCAGGACCCAUCAAGAAUUAACUCCAUCAACUGCAGUUGAUUCAACACCUACAUCUAAAGCUUUAAUGAAUGUAGAGAGAACCUAACAGUAUUCCUUCUAAUUCCUUUCAUGUCAUGUGCCAAUAAGCGCUGAGGUAGCUUUUCUCAGAAGGAAACCAAUUUUAUUUUCCAGGGUCUAAUUAAUAUGUACCACCUCAGUCCCGAAAGGACCACACAGGCGCCUGUACCAUGCCAUAUGUCAUGUGCUAUAUUCCAGCAAGCUCAAUAGAUUAAUACACAAUCAUUAUUAUGAAUUAUUAUGUUGUAUUAAAGUUAAUGUUGGUCUUUUGUUUUAAUUAAAGUACAAACUUGGCAUCUGAACAGACGCUUAGCUAGAGAGUGGAGUUAAAGUCUCUAUUUUAAAGAGCUACAUAUACUUUUCAAUCACAAUGUAUAAUUAUUUAACUACCUGGCCUGCUCAGUAAGAUUAACUCUCAGUUUCCUCAAAGAAACUUUAUUCAAUAUAUUGACACAGAUGGGCACUCCUUGGAGUGUGUUUUACCUUUUUAAGUUUUGUUGAAUCAUGCUUUCAUUAUAUGGGAUAGUGUUUUAUUAUUAACAAUGGUUUUUUUUUUUUACCUUUAUAUCAAGUUGGUGCAAAUAUAUAGACCCCUUUCACCUUCCUCUAAAAGUCGGAGAAAAUGCUAUGAUUCUAUAAAGACAGGUUUCUCAUAUCUGUUUAAUAAGAAGCAAAAUAUUUUACUACACUAUUGCAAGUUGUCUACAGGCAAUGAAAUGCCCAGAUGGUUAAAUGUAGCUCACAUAAUUAUAUUCCAAAGAUGUUAUAAAUAAUUCCAUUUAGAAGCUAAGAUAGAACUCUAUUAGGUAAUUUAGUAUUUACAUUUCACACAGAACGGUUUUAUGGCAAAUAAAUCCCACACAUUCAAACUUACUACUUGGAGAAUAUGAACUGAAUUAUAUUCAGAAAAGAAGAAAAGCUUUCUAAGACACUUUGAAGGGCUAAUUUGUUUUUUGAAGACAUGUAGAAAAAUCAGUACAUUAUUGAUAAUAGUUUCAUGUGUGUUUGGAAUUUUAAUAUAUGCCAUUUUUUUAGCCAUAUCAGCAUCAUAUGAUAUGAAUAUUUCAUACAUUUAGAUAUAUGAUAUUUAGAUAUAUAUGAAAUUUUAGUUCAUAUUUAGAUUAUGAAAUUUUUUAAUAAAAGUUCCCAGUUUUAUAAUUUUUAUAAUAAAAAAUACAUCCCUAAAAUAAAGAAUGGUGAUGAGCAGAAGAUUCAUAAAUUAACUUGGGAUAAACUUUGGAACAUAAUUUUCCAAUUAAAUUUGCUUUGCCUAAAAAACAAAAUUUCUCAAGGAGUGUCACAAUUAUUAAAUUGCACUGAACUGUUAUAGUGUUGAAUAUUGUUCAAAAUAAUUAGAUUAUCUGUGAUUUGGAAAUAUUUUCAUUGUACAGAAAUUCAUUGUGUCUUUGUCGUGAAUGAUUUUGAAUGACUGAGGCUUGUAUCUGGUUUCUUAAUUGCUAUAUAAGGUUGAAUGUCUAAUUUGUAUAAUGUGUGGGUACCCAUCAAGAAUCUAGUGCUUUCUAUAUUUAGGCCAAUUGUGAUUGCAAUUUAUUUUGCAACUUUUAAUGUAUUAUUCACAUGACUCAAUAUACAGCUUACUUAGGAAAAUAUGCUGUGAUUUGGAGUGAUGAAAAAUGGAUUGGGAUAUCAUAUCCAUGAAGCAUAUGAAUGAAUAUUUUAUAUUUUAGUUGCUUAAAUAUUUGCACAUAAUUGGAAACAUAGUACUGCGAAAUGAAGGCUUCUUUUAAGGAAUACUUUCUGAUUCAUAAAUGCAAUGUGUAUGUACAAUAAAAUAGUAAUAUUUAAAUGUCCAUUUAAAAAAUUAAGUACAGGUGAAAAUUAUCCUGUGUUUUUUAUAAAAUACAUAAUAUUUUAAAUAUGUAACAUGAAUUAUUUAAUAGUAUGUAUUACUAAUGAAUUAUCUUUAUGUACUGUGUAUCACACCCUAACAGGAAUAAGCCUGAACAAGGCUUUUUAUCAUAUUUUUAUUUUUUUGCCUUCCAUUCUCUUCUCAAAUGUGCAGUACUCAUAUUGAGCCUGUUAGGUUUGUACUCCGUGGGAAGUUCUAAUAUCAAGUAACAGCAUUUGUAACAACUCCAGUGCUAAGAAAUUUUGUUUUUUCAAAUUUGCUCUAAAAAAUGUUGUCAGUUCUUUAUUGCACAAAGGGAUCUCCAUUGGUAGGAUGUAGCAGUUUUCACUCAUUUAUUCAUUCAGCAAACAUUUACAAAGAGCUUAUUCUAGUCUUGGUACUGUAUUAAGUGCUAGAAAUAUGAAUAUGAUUAAUACACUUUUGCUUUCUAGGACUUCACAGUCCUAAAAUAUAGCACUUCAGUUUAACUAAUGUCAACACUAGAUUCAGAGAGACUCAGAGAUAGUGUAGUUUAUUUCAAAGAUAUUGAUGGAGCAGAGAGAGCUUAAAAGACAUCAUAUGCUCAGGUCUGCAUCAUCACUAUGUCUUCCUUCAGGUUCAUUAAUACCAAAACAGAGUGUUCUUUGCUCCAAUAGCUUUGCUUUAUGAUAGCUAACAUUGACUGAGGGCUUACCAUUGCACCAAGUAUACACACACACACACACACAAUUUUUUGAGAGUAUAAUCUGCAGAAUUAUGUGAUUAUUCUAACCAUGAAGUAAAAUUUAAUAAUAAUAAAUUUAUUUUAAUAAAUCUAAUAAUUCAUGGGUAUACAUAUGAAUAAGAUACAUGUAUUCAAAGUAUAAAAAUACUGACUGAAAAAGUAAAUACCUAAUUUGAUUCUUGGUAGGUGGGGAAAAAAGUGGUAAGGAUAGGGGUACAGAGUACAAUUUAACUGCCUUGUUUUAUUUCUCUUUUACAUAAAAAGGAAUUCAAGAUUUUAUUCUCAUUUCUUUACAUCCUCCUUUAUCAGUCUGAGUGGUGGAUAUGUGUAUCUUUGUUAUGGAAUUCUUACUAAUUUUUUGAAUUAAAAAAAAACUAAUUCCUAAUAA